Molecule: messenger RNA, 969 nt
Organism: Penicillium samsonianum
Lineage: Eukaryota; Fungi; Ascomycota; Eurotiomycetes; Eurotiales; Aspergillaceae
Exons: 2
Coding region: 1-969 (322 amino acids)
Source: RefSeq, a predicted model, not a curated record
AUGUCUUACCGCAACGAGUCCGACAGCUACGGCAGUGGCAACCAGAGCUCCGGCUACGGAGACAACAACUCCUCCAGCUACGGCAACAAGUCUAGCUCUGGUCGUGACCAGGAUAGUUACGGCAGCAGCAACCAGGAUAACUACGGUAGCAACAAUGACUCUUCCAGCUACGGCAGCGGAAACAAGUCCAGUUCUGGUCGCGACCAGGACAGCUACGGCAGCAGCAACACUGGCAGCAACACCUAUGGCAGCAACAAUGACUCCUCCAGCUACGGCGGCAACAAGUCUAGCUCCUCUGGUCGCGACCAGGACAGCUAUGGCAGCAGCAACACUAGCUCUUCCAAGAAGGAUACCUACGGCAGCAACAAUGACUCCUCCAGCUAUGGCGACAACAACUCCUCCAGCUACGGCAACAAGUCUAGCUCUGGUCGUGACCAGGAUAGUUACGGCAGCAGCAACCAGGAUACCUACGGCAGCACAAAUGAUUCCUCCAGCUAUGGCAGCGGAAACAAGUCGAGCUCUGGUCGCGACCAGGACAGCUAUGGUAGCAGCACCAACGACUCCUCCAGCUACGGUGGCAGCAACACUUACGGCAGCGGCAACUCCGGCUCUGGAUCCAAGAAGGAUACCUAUGGCAGCAACAAUGACUCGUCCAGCUACGGUGGUAACGACUCGUCCAGCUACGGUAACAAGUCCAGCUCCGGCCGUGACGAGGACAGCUACGGCAGCGGCAACUCCGGCUCUGGAUCCAAGAAGGAUAGCUACGGCAGCAACAAUGACUCGUCCAGUUAUGGUGGCAACGACUCCUCCAGCUACGGUAACAAGUCUAGCUCUGGUCGCGACCAGGAUACUAGCUACGGCAGCACCAACCAGGAUAACUACGGCAGUAACAAUGACUCCUCCAGCGGCAGCAUUGGUAGCAAGCUGCUGAACAAGGCUGAAGGCUUCCUCAACAAGGGCCGUGAUUAA